GCUUCAGCGGUGCAGCAAACCGGAGCAGAGCAGGUGUAUGCCGUGUAGAGAGUCCUGGUAGCGGCCACGGUCUGUGACAGUGGCACUAGGACGCUAGCUUUAGGAGGUUUGUGCGUUUUUGUCUGCGUGUCUGAGAGAGAGGGCGCGCGCCCCCGUAGACAGGAUUUAAUAGAGUGCAGAAACACCAAUAAAUUCAUCUUAGAGUUAAAGGGAGGAGGACAGAGAGGAGUCAGAAGGGACUGUGGUGGCUGCUCACACUUUCUCCGUGCGGCUGCGGAGAGGCGGAUUAUCGGUACGCACGUUCUGCGGAGCGCACUUUUUUUGGUGAUGCAUUGAGAGGGGAGAUGUGCAGCAGUGAGCGUCAACCUGGAGCUUCAGCGGCAUAAUCAGCGCAAAGAAGAAGCAGAACCCGCUGGAUGUGUGGGGGGCAGCUGCUCUGUGCAUCACAGGAUUUCCAUUUACUGUUUUCUUUAUUUUGAUGAAUGCUUUUUAUUGGUGCAGAGUGAAAGUCAAAGAUGCGCACCGCUGAACAAAGGAUUUAGUGGGAAACGAUCACCAAUCUCCUCGUUUUAAUCCUGACACCCCAGCGUGCUUCGUGGACUUCCCCAGGGUCGACACUCAUGCCCAGUCUUCCUCGGACACAGGCCGAUUAAAGCUCUGCUUUCAAAGCUGGAGCAGAGCGAACCAUCUGGGCUGAUCGAGUCCAUGUGGAUGGAGAGAGAAUACGCAAACAGCGCGAGCGCAGCUCAGUCCGAAAUGUGACAUUUUUUCACUCAGCCUCACAUCGCAGCUGACAUCUGUGCUUCUGCCUUCCUUCUCUUUCGGAUCUGUUUACAUCGACCAAGGAGUGGCCUUGAUUGCCUUCCAAGCAGGCUGUGGAGGGAACGAUCGCUCUAAACAAACCACACAUCACAGGAAGACCUGACAUGGCGUUCCUGCCGGUCCUCCUACUCCUGCUGCUGUCUGUUACUCAUCGUGCCAUCAGUCAAGACUCAGAGGACUCCGAAGCUCUCCCGAGAGGCUGUGGCUGGGGUCUUGUGCGUCCCUACACUCUCCUCUGUGACCUGGACUCCAUAUGGGGUGUCGCUGUCGAGUCAGUGGCUGCCGGCGGCGUGCUGACUGCCAUCCUGCUCGCCUUGGUCCUGCUGUGCCGUUUACGCCACAUCAGUGAGGCUGAGAAGCGCAGCGGCGUGGGACCAAUCCUCCUGCUGCUCCUGGGUGCCCUCGGCUUGUUCGGCCUGAGCUUUGCUUACCUGAUCGAGCAGGAUGAGUCGUUAUGUUUGCUCCGCAGGGCCCUGUGGGGUCUCUUGUUUGCAGUCUGCUUCUCCUGCUUGCUGGUGCAAGGAGUCCGCCUGCGCAGGCUUGGCCGGGAGCGCAGGAGCCCCGGCGGCUGUGCCCUUACAGGCCUUGCAUUGGGUUUAAGUGCCGUGCAGGGCAUCAUCGCCGCUGAGUGGCUUCUUCUGACCGUGCUGAGGGAGGGCCGAGCUGCCUGUCAAUACCUACCCCUGGACUUCUCGCUAGCAUGCAGCUAUGUGCUAGCCCUCCUUCUGGCAGCAAUGACCGCUGCCUCCCUGGCCCUCUGUGCGAAGACUCGUCAGUGGCGCUGCAAUGCUAUCUGGCUGCUGGUGACCUGCCUGCUGUCGCUGCUGCUCUGGGUGGCUUGGGUGGGCUUCUAUCUGUACGGUAAUGCCUGGCUGGGGAGGUCCCCGGACUGGAACGACCCGGCUCUGGCGAUCGCUUUAGUAGCUCAGGGCUGGCUGCUGCUGAUCUUCCAUGCUAUUCCUGAAUCCCACAUCUGCCUGAGACCCCCUCCACAGCCCACCGCCCCGGAUUACUUUGACACUUCCCAGAACUCAACAAGGAUGAGGGAGACCAGCUUUGAUGAAGACAUCCCUCUUUCUCACAGGCAGUUUGUGGAGAACCAGGGCUACGGUUACAGCGAUGAGAACACCGCAGGCUUAAGGAGCGGCGGCGGUGCUGGCCAACACAACAGUAACACCGGCGCGAGGCCCAGUGCUCCUUUCCGCAGCAACGUGUACCAGCCCACCGAGAUGACCAUGAUCCUGAACGGGGGAGCGGUGAGUACAUCCUCCCAGUCACAGGUGCCCUCUGCUCCUCCUACCUACACAGGGAGGCAGUUGUGGUGAGCGCAAGGAUUGGAAAGAAGAUGUGUGGAAGAAAAUGAAGAGAAGGAGAGGAUGGAGAGGAGAGGGUGAGGAGGGUGGGGUUCCCAACCCCUGGAAGAAGGGCUCGCCUGGUUGGACUGGACUUAAAAAAAAACAUGGAUUCCAACAGCGCCCUUUCCUUCUGUGUACAGACUAUAACACUGACUGUGUGCAAAUGAAGCGACGUAUGAGUGCGUGAGAGACUGAGAGAAAGUAGGGCAUGGAGGACAGAGCUGAAGCUCUUCUAGCACACAAAUAUCUCAAAAUGUGACCGGCAAGUAGCAAAACAAAAGUGACGCUGACUCAGAUCUGAAAAUAUCAGUAUUCUUUGAUUUGCUCCCUUGAGACGACAGCACUGUAAGCAUCCUUGAAAACUGUGAAAUCUUUUUUUGCUCUCUUUCCUGUCAGUCAGGAUGUUUUUUUCUACUGCCCCACUAAAAAAUUCUGUGGAAACAUUUGGCUCUGUCCUCCAUCCAUCUGUAGGUGAAGACAGAGCACAUGGGUGACUGUACAGCUCAAGCAAGAAAGAAUCCAGCUUCUGUGGGUGUGUAUGUAGAGUAAAUGAGAGGCAAAGGUGUGCGUGUGCUCCUUACAUCUCAUACAAUAAGCCUUCCCUCUCUGAACUGUUUCCCACUCCCUCCCUGUUUGCAUUUCUCUGCACCGUCUGUGAAUAUACUCCUCUCACCUCGCCUCAUCCUCCCACCUGCAUGGACACUUUGCAAACAAACUGUGAAGAACUGAAAGGACGCUCCGCAGCAGCCUGGAGCACCUGAGCAGAAGGAUGACAAGCUGCUACUGAACUACUGUUAAAUACAACAGAGCAGAGUGGAUUCUGAUUGGACGUGGAGGGUGUCAGUCAUCGGCGGAGGGUGGUGGAGGCAGCGCUUGGUAAAUCUAGGUCAGACUUUACUGCACGCUGCUCUCCCACAUCUCCGGUGGCCACUGGCGGUUUGAACCAGCCAGGAGAAACUGUCACUUUAUAUCAGCAGGAAACGGAGCGAGGAAGUGAAUCGGUAUCCUGUUCUUACUUCCUCUAUCAGUGUUUUAUGUGCGUGUACGUGAGUGUUGUGGUUUUAUGAGUGUCAAGAAGGCAGACACGGGGUUAUUCGGAGUCAAGGUUGCAUUCUGGUGCUAAAUAUUUCUCCACAUCGCUUCCCAGUGAGGAUCUGAGCUACAGGAAUGGCACUGAUGCAGAUCCAGUCGUCAAGCAUUGAGUGACAGGGUAUAUAUAGCAGUGUUAAUUAAGCUAUGACUAAAAAUGUUAGUUAAAUACCUUUUUUUUUCCAUGAGAGACUAGACUAAGACUAGCUAAAAAUAGGUCUGUGAUGAUAUAAACUGAUGGAAAUUCAUUCAGUUUUUGUCAAUGACAAGGAAAUGAGAGUAAAAUGUUAGUACUGGACUGCUUGAAAUUCAAAUUCUAUGAUACUUCUCCAAUGCUGCUUGUAAGAUAAGUCAUCAGUAUACUUUAAAUCAAUAGAGGGUAUGCAUGUGAUGUCGCAGGCACUGCGAGCCUUUGCUGUUCCUGAGUAGCAGAAAGGCUGUACCAGUGACAGAGAUCAGUAUGGCUGCAUACUGGGCCGUCCCUGACUUUAUUUCAGCUGAAAAGAGCUGCCUUUCAAUAAUAUCUUGCUUAUGCUCACCACAGUCCGUAAACAUCUUCAGCAGAUGGAAUAUGUUUAUACAAAUGUAUGGGGCCGUGACGUUACGUUACUAAAGCCUGAGAAUGAAGCUGGGCUAUUACAUACGACCAGAAAUAUUCAUUCAGUGAUGAAUAUAAGCUAAACCCUACUCCAUUUCCUUCCUCUUACCUGAAAAGAAAAUAAAAAACCUUAAAUUUAGCAGAUCAGCCAUGCAUUUGAAUAAUAUCGAAGGUGACAAGGCAUCUAAGGAGAAUGAAUUCUUUUUGUAGCUGUACAUAAAAAGUUGUGGUGUCCAGUUAACACAACUGGUUCUAAAAGAACUGUCAAGUCCACAGGCUCCACAAUGCAUACCACUCUGGCUGCAGACCACAGCUCUUAGAUCCCCCCUCUUGCAGACCCACCCUUGUGUCAGGAGGGAAACACACACAGUGUAGGUGUGCUGUGGGAACAUGCACAGUUAAAGCUAAUGAAGCUAUGUAAGCUAUGUAAAAAAAAACAUAGCUAUGUAGCCAGCAUAACCUAUGAGAACGCUAACAAAGCCACGUUAGCUAAAACUGACAUAGCUGCUGUAAGCUUAGUAGCUAUGCUAGUCUUAGCUAUGUUCGCUAAAGCUUUUGUUGCAUAAGAUACAGAUAACAUAGCUUUGUUGAUUUACUAAGUAAUAGAAAUUUACAUACUAUUUGUAGCUAGCUAGCUUUAGCUAAGUUUGCUAACCAACAUAGCCCAAGCUAAAGCUGACAAAAGCCACAUUAGCUUUGUAAGCUUAUGCUAUAUUUGCUAAAGAUAGUGUAGCUACAUCGCUAUUGUAGCUCAACAGCUAUGUAGACUUAGAUAUGUUUGCUAAAGCUCAUGUUACUAAGGAUACAGCUAACAGAUGCUUUAGCUUAGACAGUUACAUUGACUACAUAGCUACAAAAGGUAUGUUAGCUUUAUUUUAGUUUGCUAAAGGUCAUGUUGCUGAAGCUAAUUAGCUACAUUGGCUGAGCCAAUGUAAAUCAUGGCUACUCCUAAAAAAGGGUCCAUAAGUAAUUAAAUCCCAGAUUUUAUCUGUAUUCCCGAAAUAAUGGGAAACGCCUGAUCUAAAGCUUUCUAUAAACAAAACUUUGACUAUAAAUCAGUUUCACAUCCAUCACUGAUGAACUGGGCUGGUGUGUGCCUUCAGGCUCUGCUUUGUGCAUAGAAGUCUAGUCCAGAUACUGACCACAGUCUGUCGAGUAUCUUCAAGCGGAUAUUAUUUUUUUUCCUCCUGUUCAUUCGUUCUCCUUUGGGCUGACAGCAGAAUUUCAGAAUGUUUUGCCUCUCAGCCUAAGUUUAAGUGUAAGACUAGGUUUAAAAUAGCCACUAAAUUUAACACUGAUAUAUCGAGCCGAGGGGCUGGUGUGUUGAGAUAUCCGCGAGCCUUAGACAGAUCAGAUUUACAGUGCCGUCAUGAUCAAAUAAAAGAGGGGUCAGGAAGAUGAUAGCUGGUCCAAAGGGAGAGAAAUCCCGUGACUUCCUGCAGUCAGUCCAGUCUGUGUGAGAAAAUGGCUCCCCAGCCUGCCUGCCUGUGUGUUUGUGUUGUGCGUGAUGUAGGGGCGGCCAUGCUGCUCUUCUUCGUGUCUUCUCCUCCCUCCUCCUCUUCAUCCUCGUCCUGUCUCUCUGUGGUCGGCUCAGGCUCGAGUCCUCCGUGCCAAGAAGGACUCUUGUUUCACAGGAGUCUCCGUUUCACGCCCUCCAUCGUCUCUCUCUCUCUUCACUGGAGAAGCUGUGUACAUAGUAGUGCUGUAAAGCUUUGCUUGCUUGUUUACUUUUUUUUAACUGUAGGCUUAAUUUAGACACCAGUAUCAUAUGACCGACUGGAGAACUGACUAUUGCAAACUGUUUUUAUCUGGGAACUUCUUUUUUUUAAACUGGUUGGCUUUGUGUUCAUACUUUUGCCUGUUGCUCCUUUUAUGCUUUUAUUUUUCUCUUGCUGGUGUCUUUAUUUUUUAAAAAUAGCAUUUUGAAAUGUUUUGCCAACACUAGAUAUGCUUUUAUUUUUAAUUUUUGUUUGAUUAAUGUUCAGAUGAACUGAUAUGAGUUGUCAUUUACAGGCUUUUACAUUGUUUGUACCUCCUGAAUUAUCAGUCAAGAUCAUAGACUGUAUAUUUACUAGCCAGCACUUCUCAGUCUCCUUUUGUUGCACUGGGGUGAAGCCAUAAUUCCUCCACGACUGGUGCUGGAUCUUCUUUAUCAGAUAGGAGUCUAAAUAAAACUAACCUGGUCUUGUCUCCUAAUUAGUGAGUACAUCCAUCAAAAAAACAACUGUCUUUCAGUUAACAAUAAAGAACAAAACUAGGUAAACCAUAAACUGCAGAAAAAUAUCGAACGAAGCCAGAAUAAUUCCAGCCAUUUGGUUAUCAGAGACGGCUUUUGUAGCAAAUCUGCUGUGAUCACCUUAUUAAAAACACUUCAAACUAACCAAGAAGGAUCUGCUUAAACACACAAGCUUGUGGUCACCCAUGCACCUUAUUAUAAAGCAUUGCACAAGCUAGGGUUGGCACCACUUUUUAACUGCUUUUCCCCCCUCAUUAGGUCCUUACAUUUACGCAUUUAAAGAAACGAGUAUACUGUGAAGUUAAUAAGCCUUGUGUUCAUUUCCGGGGGGUGUUUUACCCCUGCCUCUGCUUGGACUGAAUGCAUCCAACUCUUUAAAACUGGUGUUCUAACGUCAGUCACUGUGUGACUGAAACAUUUAUGACAAACAAACUUGAGAUUCAUGUGCUCAUACUGCAGUCUGAUAGUGUGACAAACCUCAGAAAGCUUCCUUUCACACACAGCGUCUCAAUCAAAUGCAGCUAGCAGUGAAAUAAUAAACGUCACUGUCAGCUGUAGAGCUCAACAGUACCUGCCCACUUUUUCAGCAGCGCUGGUUCCAGAAGCAAAAUUCGCCAUUCAAAUCCCUCACAGACAUGUUGUAAAAACCUCACUACUACUUCUAAUGCAUGAACCAAACUUAACAGCAACCUGAGUACUCAUGACUAUGAAACUUUGAUUCUGUGCAAAAAAAGGCUUUAGAAAAUGGAGAAAAAGAUUGUUUUUCUUAAAUGAACUUUUGUCGUCUACAAUAGCAUAUAACAUUGUUUUCUACUCAGAUAGCUCCUCAUAAGUCUAGCUUGGAAACGUUUGAUAAAAUGGCUAACAAUCAAAUCCGCUGUGGAGAAAAUAAAUGGGGUUUUUGCAUCCGGAACCACACUAUUGAGCCCUAUAGAUAUGGGAGUUUAAGAUUUUUUUUGUGAUCUGGAUAAUUUGACUCAGUCCAGUAAGAGUCUGUUCUUUCAGCUCUCAAACAGCAUGUAUGUACAUUUAUGAUACUGAAGCUUUUCAUUAUAAUAAAAGUAAACCAUGGACGUCGUCUCCCUUGAUUCACAUAAAUCAAACUCGUCUGCAAAUGGUACAUCGUUACAGCCAGCUGGACAGCAGCAAAUGCUUCCUGCUUGUUCUUUUAUCUUAGAUGAGGAUGACACUUCAGUGAGGUCUUCCUUUCAGAUACUGUAAUAAUUAAUGAAGUUAUGCUUAAAUUAAAGUUAUCAAUUUUUAUUGUUUCUUUUUUAUUGUUUCUGAUGUUGUGGGAAAACUGUGGUGAAAUAUGACUUAAAUCCUGUAUUCAUAUAUUCCAUACAGUGUCCUCUGUGUGUUCUCUGUUUCAGUGGCACAAUGAAAGGAGAGAAUUUGAAAUAGCCAGUCUGUAAAGAAUAAAAACUAAAAUCCAGUGUGACAAUACAAUACCCAAGCUAGCGUAAACUUCCGAAAAUCUGGUCUAAAGUCCGCAUUACAAAGAGGGAGAUUCCAACAUGCUAUGGAGCUAGUUCUGCACUUAAAGGAUUUACAGCAGUUUAAUGCCAGUGCAUUUACUGAUGAGGUUUUAAUGGGUUCCCUAAGGGAAUCAGAGCUGAAGCUGAGAUUAGUUUGAUUCAUGUCACUCCCAAAAACACACCCAUAUAUAAUCAAAACACUAGAGCCAGGAUUGUGCCUCUUCAAGGUUGCAAAAUGUAUACAGUCAUGCUCUGCCAUGCACUUUAAACAGUGCAAGUUUCACCUUCAAAUAGGCCCCAUUCCAGCCAAAAUCCAUCUCUGAACCAGGCUGUAAACAGGUUUAUUUCUGGGGUGUGAAUGUGGUUUCUUCACUUCUGUAUUUGCUUCAUAUUUGCUUGGUUGAAACAACCAUGUGGAAACUGAGACUGGCAAUGUUUCUGUAGCGUACACCAGAUAACAUCACCAGCUCAGAAUGUCAGCGCUUGUCAUGGAGGGUACUUUGGCUUCACUUUUGUACAACUAGAGGAAGCAGAGAUGUGCUGUCCAGCUUCACAGCUAUGACAGCGGUCCAUUUUUGGCUGUAACAGUUACAGGAACUGUAACAGCUCUGAAUUUCAUGCAGUAAACAACGACUUAUCUGUGAAUCUUGUGCGACAAUUUUAGCAAACAGAGCAGGGAGGGCUAGGAAAAGAAACCUCAAAUCCACCUACAGUCAUUUUGGCGACACCUUGUUUUACAACCACCUUCGACUAAGAAAAGACCACCUCUUAACUGCUGCUGUAUGUUUAUGUCUUACCCACUGGCUAUUCUAAAAUAGGGCCGGCACCAGCCAGCAAGCUCCAUGCCCAAACAGAGCCUGCCAUGCUAAGUCAGACUCUGUUUGGGCCCUCCCUGGUCAGAAACAAUCCACAGGUUUGUGUCCAUGAAGAAGAACUGACCUCAGGGUUUGGGAUGGUCAGCAGAAAUGAGACGACAUGUGGAGGUUUCAGUUCUCGUGAAGUCAACGUGGAAUACAAAAAGAAAAAGAAAAAAAGAAACGUGACUUUGUAGAUUUUGCACUUGUCGACUACCUAUCUGUGCAUGCUUAUCACCAUUUCUACAUGUAAGACCUUUCUCAGACGUACUUUUGAAUACUAACUCUAUUUAUGUAAGGGUCAUGUGACAGCAAUCAUACUUUCAGUGUAUAUCAGAUGACACACUUAAUGUCUGUGUUUCCUUAAACACAAAAGAGAACAGGCUCUUGAGAGGGGGAAAGAAGUGGUCCGAAAUAGUUUGAGUCCCCAUAAAGGAUCAAAAAAGCCGUCAUCAGUGGACCUAAAAAUAGCUUUCUCUGUUAGUUUGAAGCCUGGAGGGGAAAAAAGAGCAACUUCUGAUGGAUAUCGUCUCUGUGUGUAAAAUCAAAUAGACUGUGGUGAAAUUUGCACAAAACUUCUAUAUGUUAAGUUUGUCAUCCCUGGGCAGCCCACUGAACACCCGUCGUCCCUGGGUUUGGCAUGUCCUUGCCUGUCCUCUCCUGAUUUGUCUUGCCUUCAGACUGUUCCAGCGGGGCAGCUGACAGGGGUGAUAUUGGUUUUCACAGCUGUGACUGUGCAGUGACGCAGCAUGCCUAUGUAUAGAACUUUAUUCCCCUGAUUAGAAAAAGAAAAAAACAGUUAACUCUCGUUUCUGUAACUGAGUCAGGAAAAAAAAGUUCAAUAAAAGUGUCAUGUUUGUAGUU
Molecule: messenger RNA, 9296 nt
Organism: Cheilinus undulatus (humphead wrasse)
Lineage: Eukaryota; Metazoa; Chordata; Actinopteri; Labriformes; Labridae
Gene: gprc5ba
Product: G protein-coupled receptor, class C, group 5, member Ba
Exons: 5
Coding region: 927-2147 (406 amino acids)
Biological process (GO): G protein-coupled receptor signaling pathway
Cellular component (GO): plasma membrane; signaling receptor complex; extracellular exosome
Molecular function (GO): G protein-coupled receptor activity; protein kinase binding; protein kinase activator activity
Source: RefSeq, a predicted model, not a curated record